AGCGCUGGUCGCGGGGCACAGCGAGCUGCAGGCAGGAGGCGCGCGGGGAGAAACAGGCUGUCAUGCCCUAUUGAUUCUCCUUCGCCCCCUGACCCUCUUCCCCCUCCCCCGAAAGUAUGUUUGGCCUGGAUCAGUUUGAGCCUCCGAUCAAUAACAGAAACGCUGGCCAAGGCGAGAGGAACUUUGGCGAACCCGGCCUGAGCAUGAACGGCCACUUCAAAGCCCCGGCUUUUCACGCGGGGGGGCCGGCAGACCCGACUAUCAGCGCUCUGGGCGAGCCCCCUCUCCUGGGUAUGAACAUGGGCAUGACCGGGGAGCCCUACGGCUUCCACGGGCGAGGCCACUCCGAGCUGCAUACUGGGGGCCUGCAGCCGCAGCCGGUGCACGGGUUCUUCGGCAGCCAGCAGCCUCACCACGGCCACCCCGGCGGCCACCACCCUCACCAGCACCACCCCCACUUCGGCGGCAACUUCUCAGGCCCGGAUCCCGGUGCCUCUUGCUUGCACGGAGGCCGGCUCUUGGGCUACAGCGGCGGUGGGGGUGGCUUAGGAAACCAGCCCGGCUUCGCUGAGGGCUACGAGCACAUGGCGGAGACCCAGGGGGGUGAAGGUUUCGGGCAGCAGAGGCCCGGCAACAUACCCGAGUUCCAGCACCACAGCUCGGGACCCUCGGGCCAUGCGGUACCUGCCCCGUGCCUACCCCUGGAUCAGUCCCCCAACCGGGCGGCCUCCUUCCACGGCCUCCCGGCCUCCAGUAGCUCGGAUUCUCACAGCCUGGAGGCGCGCAGGAUGGCCAACCAAGCGGGCGUCGAGUCCCUGGAAUACAAUUAUCCUGGCGAUGGGCCCUCUGGCCACUUUGAUCUGCCAGUGUUUUCUCCCUCGGAGUCCGAGGGCCAGCUGCCUCACUAUGGGACUAGCAGACAGGUGCCCGGGGGCGCCUUCCCGGGAGCCUCGGCCCUGCCCAGGGCCCCAGGCAUGGUGGCCAUGUCUAAAAUUCAUCCGCAGCAGCAGCCGCAGCAGCAGCAGCACGGUGGGGGAGUGUUCUUCGAGAGGUUUGGAGGGGCCCGGAAAAUGUCAGUGGGCAUGGAAGCCGGGGUUAACGCAGCCAGGCACCCCUUAAUGCAACAGGCCCCGCAGCCGCCCCAGCCCCAGCCCCCUCCCCCCCAGCCGCAGCCCCAGCCGCCACCACCACCGCAGCAGCAGCAGCCGAGUUUGCUGGCCAGACAAAACUCUUGCCCCCCGGCUAUCCCCCGGCAACCCCAGGCUGAGGCCAACCCGGCCAGCGGCAGCUUGCAGGACGGUGGGCCCAUCCUUCAGAACCAGCACGCCCAAUUCGAAUACCCCAUCCACAGACUGGAGAACAGGAGCAUGCACCCCUAUUCUGAUCCAGUGUUUACCAUGCAGCACCCGCCGCCUCCCCCUGCUCCUCAGCAGCAGCAGCAGCAGCCGCCGCCGCAGGCGCCAAACCAGAGACUGCAGCACUUCGAUGCCCCCUACCUGAAUGUGGCCAAGAGGGCGAGGUUCGACUUCCCCAGCACCCCGACCGUGGACCGCUGUGCUUCGUGGAAUGGCAGCCUGCAUAGCGGAGCGCUGGACAACCACCUGUCCCCCUCGGCCUACCCGGGCCUGCCGGGCGACUUCACACCCCCAGUGCCCGACACCUUCCCCCCGGGCCCAGCUCUGCAGCAUCCGGGCCCGGACCCCCAGGCCUUGCAGCAGCAGCAACAGCAGCAGCAGCAACAGCAGCGCCAGAACGCGGCCCUCAUGAUGAAGCAGAUGGCGUCCCGCACCCAGCAGCAGCAGCAGCAGCAGCGGUUGCGCCAGCCCGGCCUGCCGCCACUCAGCCACCCCGGGGACGUAGGACCAGGCAGUGCCCUGGUGCACGGGGGGCCGGUGGCCAGCCUGGCCCAGGCGAACUUUGAUCGGGAGGGCGGCGGCGGCAGCGGGGGCGGCGGCGGGGGCUCCAGCGGCGGCGGGGGCGGGGGUGCUGGGCGCAUGGGAAACUUCGACCCGCAGAACCCUCACUUGGCACAAGAGAGCGCCUGGUUCCCUGGGCCCCACCCGCCUCCUCCGCCACCGGGAGACCUCCUGCCUCGCAGGCUGGGUGGCUCCAACCUGCCCCCCGACGGUAGCCCCCACGAACUGGGCCUGGCGCAGGGCGGCUCUGGGAUGCUCUUCCGGGGACCAGGGGUGGCUGGGCUAGGAUUGCAAGAGUCUCUGAGGAUGCCCGGUGAAGGCCACGUGCCUGCCCUCCACUCGCCCGGCUUGCACUCCCAGUUCGGGGGUAGCCUCGGUGGCCUUGGCCAGCUGCAGUCUCCCGGGGCCGGGGUGGGCCUGCCCAGCACCCCUUCGGACCGCAGAGCACCACCGCCCGACUUCGCGGCGCCUCCCCUGGGCGGCCAGCCGGGCUUCCCGUUCGGUGGGACCAGCCGGCAGGCCACCCCACUGAGUAACCCCGGCGUGAGCGCCUCCCCGGGCGGCGGGGGCGGGGGUGGCGGAGGCGGGGGCACCUACCCUCCGCAGCCCGACUUCCAGCCUAGCCAGCGGGCCUCGGCCAGCAAACUGGGAGCCCUGAGCCUGGGGUCCUUCAACAAGCCCAACUCCAAGGAUAACCUUUUCGGCCAGAGCUGCCUGGCCGCCCUCUCCACCGCCUGCCAAAACAUGAUCGCCAGCCUCGGGGCGCCCAACCUCAACGUGACCUUCAACAAGAAGAACCAGCCCGAGAGCAAGAGGAAACUGAGCCAGACCGACUCGGACGCGGCGGUGGGAAGCGGCGGUGGGGGCAGCGGCGGCAGUGGCGGCUCGGGGAAUUCGGGACCGGAUUACUUCCCCAGCGGAACUGCGCCGGGGGGUCCGGGGCCCGGCGGCCCGGGAGGGACCAGCAGCGGAGGAGGGAAAGCCCCGGGCCCCCCUAACCCGCCCGCCCCAGGCGACGGCACAAGCCUUUCGCCCAACUACACCAUUGAGGCCACGUCGGGCAACGACGGUAAACCGGUGCCCGGAGGAGGCGGGCGGGGUCGGGGCCGCAGAAAAAGGGACAGUGGCCACGUGAGUCCCGGGACCUUCUUCGACAAGUUCUCUGCUGCUGCUGCUGCGGACAGCGGGGGUUCGGGCGUGAGCCCGGGGCAGCAGGCGGCGCCUGGCCCUCCGGGUGGAAGUUCAGGCGGGGAGCCCCGAGGGGCGCCCACACCCCACGACAAGGCCCUAACCUCCCCGUCGUGGGGCAAAGGGGCCGAGCUGCUCUUGGGCGACCAAGCCGACCUCAUGUCGUCCCUGGACAGCGGCAUCCAGAGUGGGGCCAAGUCGGCGGGCAGUUCCCCGCACGUCGGGGACUUCGCUGACGAGGUGAGCACGGGCUAUGCCAACGAGGACGAGGUAUCGUCCAGCUCUGACAACGCGGCCUCGGCCCUGGCCAAGCCCAGCCGCAGCCCCCUGGUUACUGGCUCCCCGAAGAUCCCACGGGGCCCGGCCGGGGAGCACGGACAGAAAGCGGCCCCGGGCCUAGGUGGCCUCCUCACUACCUCUACCUCGACCCCAGACAGCUACGGCCUGAGUAGCAGCAGCGGGGCGGCCCACCCGGGCACGCCAAGCCUAGAGCAGGUCCGCACCCCGACGAGCAGCACGUCCCCGCAGGACGAGAUCCACCCGCUGGAGAUCCUCCAGGCGCAGAUUCAGCUGCAGCGGCAGCAGUUCAGCAUCUCGGAGGACCAGCCACUGGGCCCCAAAGGCGGGGGCAGCGGGGGCGGCGGCGGCGGCGGCAGCAAGAAGGCGGAAUGCGCUGGGGGCCAGAACGGAGACAGCGAGCUGGGCGCUUGCUGCCCCGAGGCGGUCAAGAGCACCAUGAGCACCAUAGACCUGGAUUCCCUGAUGGCUGAGCACAGCUCCACCUGGUACAUGCCCGGCGAGAAGGCUUUGCUGGACGGCCCCGAGGAUGACAAGACGCUGGCGCCGUGGGAGAAGUCCAAGCCCCAGAACCCAGUCAGCAAAGAAGGUAGAGGCCACGAUCUCCCCCCGAACAAGACGUCGGCGGCGGCGCAGACCGGCAGCCACCUGCAGUGCCUCUCCGUCCACUGCACGGAUGACGUGAGCGAGGCGAAGGGCAGGACCUCGGUGCCCACGUGGAGAUCCCUGCACUCGGACAUCUCCAACAGAUUCGGGACUUUCGUGGCUGCCCUCACUUGAAACGCAAAAGAAAGAUUUGUCCCUUCUGGUCAUCUCCCACCUCCUCCUUCCCCACCCCGGCCCCCGACCCCUUUGCUCCCGCCCCCUGCUUCACUUUUUAAUUUGAAAGGGCCGCUACUGCUGGGGGAACUAUUUUUUUCUAGGUUGGUACCUGCUUAGUGGCACAUGGACUGGAAAGGGUUAAUUUAAAGUAAACCUCAGAUUUUUUUUUAAUCGUCUGCCACAGUAUGUUACCAGUGUUAACCCUUCUGCAGUUAGCACACUUUGGCUUAAUUUUUUUUUCCUGCUAGAGAUUUCUUUCCCAUUAUUCUGUAAUCUUGGCAUACACCUUUAGAUGAAGGCUCCCCCAUUUCAUCUUUCUAUGUGUCUGAGUGGUGUAUGUCAUAAUAAGAAAAAAAAGACUCUGUUCUCUCUCUCUCUCUCUCUCUCUCCCUUUCUCUCUCCCUCUCUCUCUCCCCCUGUCCCUCCCCCUUUCUCUCCCAUCCCCCUCUCUGUGUCUUUCUCUCUUUCCUCUCUCCUUGUAUCCUUCCCUCCCUCUUUCUUCUCUCCCUUCCUCCAUCUCUCUCUGUCUCUCUCUCCUUUCGCUUUGUUCAGUGCUUACUAAAAUGGAAAUCCUGGAGUACAGUGGUACCGGAAUAAUGCCGGUGGAAACAAUUAUCACCACAUUCUUUACCAACACUGGACUUUCGUCUGCUGCCCUCCAUCAGACAGAAACCAAACAGUUAAUGCUCUAGCCAUGGAGUCCAGCCUCUGAUGGGUUUUUUCUUUUUGUCCAUUUCCUAAGAAAACAUAGAUAUUUUUGUUAAUAGGAAUACCCUUGGUCCUUGGCUCUCCUCUUCCUCUCAUGGUGGAGCUGGCCAUUCCUCUUUAUUGGCCCACCUCACCUAUCCACUACCUUUGGGAAGAGAACAGCCUACGUGAAUGGUGCCAUUGGGGGCUGUUUCCUCUCCUCUCCUAAUUCCUCUCCUAAUUCCUCUCCUCUCUCUUCUCUCCUUUUCUUUCCUUUUAUUUUCAGUCUUUCUUUUAUAAACUGUAUUCUUAGGAAGCCAAGCUUGCAGGUGAGCCCUGCUCUUUGACUAUGAUUUUGGGGAAAAGAGACUGAUCUCCCAAUGCCCAGUACCACAGGGAGCUAAUCUACCAUCUUCCUCCUCCUCAUCCACAGACCAGAGCUGGAGGAGCUGGGGUCAUGGGCUCCCCUCCACCUAGGAACCACCAUCCCAGGCCCUCUUGGCCAGUCUCUGCUCCUCUCCUUUUUACUGUUUUUAGAUGGGAAGGAUUGCUUGACCUAAGGGGAGGAGACCUUUGUUUCUUUAAGGACAAUGGGGAAAAGGGAACAACAGAUGUCAGGGACGCAGCUAGUUCUCCUCUACUUCUCCCUUGUGUUCCUCAAAAAAGGGCCUUGUUGUUUCUUCUUUCUUCUUGAAAAUCGGUUUGCAAAGUGCCAUUCCAUUAAAGCAUGAACAUCCCAGCCUUCUCUGGUCCACAGGCUGUUGGUUGCUUGACUCAGGGCCUUACCAUUCUCUUUCUUUUUGCCUUCUGAAGAGCAGCCCUUGGGGAGCCCUGGCACCCCAAGACAAGGAAGGAGGAGGAUAGAGGAGUCCUGCUUUGGCUCCCAUUGGUCCCUACUCCCUGCAGUCUGCAGUCACAGCUCAGAGACAGCAGGCAUCCCAGAGAGGGAAGGCCUAACUUGGAGCUGUGGGGCUUCCCCAAUUCUCUCUAGACCUUGGAGAGGCAGGGGGCAGGAACAGCAAGAGGAAUUAUGGGAGAGAUGCGGUAGAGGGAAAGUCAGUCUUCCUGGCUUCCCGCCACCCAUAGCAUCAUCAGGCUGUGGUGCCCACAGUCUGCCCAGGUACAGAUGGGGCUGGGGGACUCCUUCAUCUGCAGAGUUCUAGAUUAUAACCGGGAGGCCAUGAUACCAUGACUCCCCACAAUGUAGGCAGAAGAGAGGAGAACAGAGCUAGGUAAAGGGUAUGUUAAAGAUACUCUCCCUCCCCAACUUAGGACCUGGGUCAGGUCCGUGAGGACCUUACAGGAUCCCUGCCUCCCAGUACAAAUGGUUUGGAAACUGAGGGCAUUUCCCUGCUGUUGCCAGGACUUCACUAAAAAACCCUUAUUAUUUUAAUUUCUGAAUGAUGUUUUCUCUUGUAGUCAUCAAGGGUUUGACUUCUGUGAGGAAUCUCAAAAUUCAGUGAAAUCCUAAUUCUCUUCCCUCCUUUCUGCCACCUCCUUCGGUUUUGGGUCAAAAGAGCUUUUCAGGCUUUGGCCCUCUGUCCUCAGAAAUAAUUGUAACUUGAAUUUUUGUGACUGACAGCUCUGGACACCCUGGGCACCAGCCCAGUUUCUACUGCCGAAGGGGUAGUUGAAUGGGGGUGGGGGAGGCUUCUUGUAAAGGCAUCAUAGGAUUUUGGAACUGGGAGGAGCCCUAGAGGGUUAAUCUAGACCAGGUCCCCUUGGGCAACAGUCUGGAGAAAGGGACCUGUUCUCAGAAUCCUGCCUUGAAAUGCAUAAAAUUAAAUGCAUAGGAUUACAAAGGAAAUCUAUUAUAUUGAAAUAAAGAUGUCAUUUUUUUCCCAUCCAAGUUUACCGACCCCCUGAAAUCUUUCCAUGGACCUCGGUUUAAGAACCCUUGAUUUAGUCCAGCCCUCCCCAUCUGGGGCCCAGAGAGGAGGAAUGGCUUGGCUGGACUUCCCCACACUGGCCACCACCCUGAUGGUCCCUACUGUCACACCCUUCUGCUCCCACCAUGAAACCAACCCACAAACAAAGAAUACUGUUUUCAUCAAGUUCUGAACACUUUCCACCCUGUUGGGUGUGGGCAGGUAAAGUGGGGCAAUGGUCUUUUUGUUCUUUGGGUAGUUGGGGCCCCUUCUCCCCAAAGCCACCUCUUGUAAAGACUGACAAUGUCUUAAAGAAAUGCUAGGUCGGGACAGUGAGUCGAGUGGCUUGGAUCCUUCUUCGAUGUUGGGAUUUAGAGAACCAUGAGUUGAGAUGGAGAGAGAACAAGUUGAUUUUAACUCCUGGGACUCCUCCCCACUCCUUUUUGUGUUUCUCCCCUCCUCCCCUCUGAAAAUGUUUGGUUGUGGGAUGGCUCGGUGCCCUUGGCAGAGGCCCAGCGUUAGGGGUGAUUGAUACAAGUGAGCUGAUCAGUGUAGCCCAGACAAGCCCAGGGUUCACUUUGCUUCUUAUCAGAGUGUGUGUUAGUGGAUGGCAAUGGUCCUGAUGACCAGGUUGGGUUCUGUCACCUGGGGCCUGGCAGGCAAGGGCCCAACAGAUGUUGGGAAGAAGGCACUGAUGCCAGUAAUGAAGCCUUAUGGUGCCCUAGGCUACUGGUGGGCUAGUGGGGUGCCAGAUACCAUGCUGGGGUCAAAUAAGAAGUGACAGAUCAUCUCUUAGCCUGAACCCCCACCCCCCAGAAAAAUAUCAAUCCUGAUUUAGAAUGAGUGAGCCGAAAUGGUUAAAUGCUCCAUUGCCCAGGUCACAAGAUUUAAAGAGUUUACUGCAAAUCUCUUCCCUCUUAGAGCCUGGUUUCUUUUUUGGGGGGGUGGGGGUAGGGGCAGGAUUGGUGGGGGGUGGGGAAGGACUUAUUUACACUUGAGAUAUUGUUCAUUUCAAAGAACUUUUGCAGAUGGGAAGGGGAGGAGCAUCACCCCCUCUCAUCCCCAUCUCCCUCCCCUCCCCCCAUUCAUCUCCUUUUUUGGUUUCUGUCUGAUUUGGGAAGGAUUCUCACCAUCCUAGGGGCCCAAGAUCCCUAGACAGCCUCCCCUAGAGACUGGGUGUUCAGGAUUCCCUCCGAGAAGAGAUGUGUGGCCCACGAUAGACCUGCCAAGCUUGCCAGCUCUGUUUCUCUCCCAAUAUUUAAGGAAAGGGGUAAAAAAAAUCCCCAUCAGUUAACUCCAGGUAUGGGAAUUGUUUUUUUUUUCCUUCCAUGUCUCAGUCUCCCCUUUAUUUAAAUUCUCAAUGGAGAUUUGGAAAACUAGUGGCUAGUGAUGAUCUGGCUUCUUUUUCUACCAGAAUCCUUUCUUCUCCAUGGCUCAAGGAAGGUAUGCAGCAACCCAGGUUUUGUCUUGGACUUUUUCCAUGAGGUUGCCAGUUUGAGCAGCCCUGUUCCUCCUAGCCCAUGGGUGUUUGGGCUUCUGGAGUUCCAAGGUCUGAACCUUCCUGCUCUCCAUAAUCCUGUCCUCCCCAACCCCCAAUCAGACAGCUUUACAAGUCUUAAGCUAAAGGGUGUUAUUUCUUUAAAUUUGGUUAAUAGGGAAAAGAAAAAAACUCAACCACAGCAAAACAAAACAGAAGCCUGCAGACACUGGUACUCUGUACUGAAUAGCAACUCUUCCGAUAAUCUAAUUGCACAUGUAAAAUAUAAGAGCAGAACUCUGAUAUGUGUUAGGCAAUCCUGCUCUCUCUCUCUCUCUCUCUCUCUUUCUCUCUCUUUUUUUGACUCUUGUUAAAUUCAUUUCCGAAAUGCUUGGUUGGAAGACUGUAAUGAGAGCUCAUGAAAUUGAGUUUAUUUUUCUUUCCUUUUUUUUUAAAAUGUAAAGUGCAGUCUUCUGUAUUCAUGCAUAUUGUAUAUAACUGUAUAUGUUUUACUGAACAACAAAGUAACAAUAAAUAUGAUGUUAAUGGUGGCGAUUGUA
Messenger RNA from Trichosurus vulpecula (common brushtail), 8815 nucleotides. It is a transcript of the gene MN1, whose product is annotated as MN1 proto-oncogene, transcriptional regulator. The record is from RefSeq and is a predicted model, not a curated record. Bases 117 to 4181 code for a protein of 1354 amino acids. Gene Ontology annotation, biological process: regulation of DNA-templated transcription. NCBI's taxonomy places the organism in Eukaryota, Metazoa, Chordata, Mammalia, Diprotodontia, Phalangeridae. The transcript is spliced from 2 exons.